Molecule: messenger RNA, 2279 nt
Organism: Condylura cristata (star-nosed mole)
Lineage: Eukaryota; Metazoa; Chordata; Mammalia; Eulipotyphla; Talpidae
Gene: PID1
Product: phosphotyrosine interaction domain containing 1
Exons: 3
Coding region: 80-691 (203 amino acids)
Biological process (GO): regulation of cell population proliferation; regulation of mitochondrial membrane potential; regulation of reactive oxygen species metabolic process
Cellular component (GO): cytoplasm
Source: RefSeq, a predicted model, not a curated record
AAUGCACUCACUGCAUUUCAAGGUGUCCUGACUAUGGGGCCCAGGAUUUUGGACUUCAGAAGCUCAGCACUUUCAGACCAUGCUGAAGUCCAAGCUGAAUGUCCUCACACUGAAGAAGGAACCUCUCCCAGCCGUCAUCUUCCAUGAGCCCGAGGCCAUCGAGCUGUGCACCACCACCCCCCUGAUGAAGACCAGGGCUCACAGCGGCUGCAAGGUCACCUAUCUGGGGAAAGUCCCCACCACAGGCAUGCAGUUUCUGUCAGGCUGCACAGAAAAGCCAGUCAUUGAGCUCUGGAAGAAGCACACGCUAGCCCGAGAAGAUGUCUUCCCAGCCAACGCCCUGCUGGAGAUCCGACCCUUCCAAGUGUGGCUCCAUCACCUCGACCACAAAGGUGAGGCCACGGUCCACAUGGAUACCUUCCAGGUGGCCCGCAUCGCCUACUGCACCGCCGACCACAACGUGAGCCCCAACAUCUUUGCCUGGGUCUACAGGGAGAUCAACGAUGACCUGUCCUACCAGAUGGACUGCCACGCUGUGGAGUGUGAGAGCAAGCUGGAGGCCAAGAAGCUGGCACAUGCCAUGAUGGAGGCCUUCAGGAAGACUUUCCACAGUAUGAAGAGUGAUGGCAGGAUCCACAGGAACAGCUCGUCCGAAGAGGCUUCCCAGGAAUUGGAAUCUGAUGACGGCUGAGUGAACUGAGGUGCUUCAGCCAAGGCAGCAUUGGUCAAGGAAUUUCGAGAGGCUAGUCGAAGAAGCAAUGAUUCAAAUUAGGGAUGAAAAGACUGCCAAACUGUUGGCCGACCCGGCUUUUUAAAUUCAGAAGAGCAAUUCUAAAUCAUAAGAGAUGUAUUAUUAAAGUCAUUAUGUUACAUUGAAAUCUGCUGCUGCUGUGACUGUGAGGAAGGUGGGAAUUCAGAUGGGGAGAAAGUUCUAGAACCCUUCCCCCCCCCCUUCAUUUCCUAACGCCUUCCCAUUGGAGAUCUCCAUGCUGAUGUUGGCCUCUCUCAGGCAAAUGCACUGUGGCUGUUAUUUGAUGGACCAUCCCAGUUUGCCUUAUGAAACUCAGCAGGAAGGUGAGAAACACGACAGGAUCUCAGAUGGCAGGGGAGGUGGAGCGAGAUGCUGAGUGACUCCGGUACUGAGGGGCCAGGGCACCACAGGCUGAGCAGAGAGCGCCUCUCCCAGACAGUUUUCAGACUCUCCCCUCGCGAGCAAAUCAGCAUAGUCUUUAUUGAGAUUCACAGCUAACCACCUGAUAGUUGGCAGUUAACUCACAGCUAAGGCAAUGCUUUUAUUUACAUAAAUAUAUCAACUAGUACCCUCUUCUGUAUGCACCAUCGAUGUUCUUAGGAUACUUGAAACUACUAAUAGCCCCUGCCCAACCUCCCAUCCCUUUCUUCCUCCUCCUUUCAAACUAUGUCAGCAUCCCGCUGAGGUUGGCAUCUGCACCUACACUGCAGGACAUGAAAAGGGAAGAAAAUAACCAGUCAGAUGAAAUAAUCAGUCAAGCUAGCAGUUGAAAACCACCACCACAAAAGAAACCUUGGAAAAGGGAAGGAGUUCUCAGCGAGUGAACAGCUCCUUUUUCACCCCAGAUUUACAGUAACGUGUUCGGCUGAUGUCCUGUCUGAGGAAGCCUUCAAUGGCGGCUGCCCCGGAGGCCAUCCAGGAGGCCUGGCCCCAUCCCUCCGUGUUGCACUUCGAUAGUGAACGAGUUACACAAACUUGACUUGUCUGGAGAACCCACUUAGUCCAAGAGGAAACCUGACUUGCUACUUUAAAAUUGGUGAUAAUUCAGAGUUGGAGAUGCCAGAUUGUUCAGUGAGAAGUCCAUUCUCUAAAAAGCCUGCAAUUUCUCAGUUCCACAGAUUUCUAAAUGUCCUAAAUGCAGAGUCAACAUUGAAUGACAUGUGUUAAAAUAUACACAUUGAAGGCUGAGAGCAGAUGAGUAGUUUUAGGAAAUGCUGACCCUAAAAGUCUGCUUUGAAUCCUGGCGAUGUCAGGAACACUGGCACUCUUUACAAAAGCCUUAAACGAGAGCUAAUCAAAUCCAGAGAGCAACGGUGUUGUGUUUGGGUCUGUGUACCUGUGUGUUCGUGUAUGUAUCUGUGUCUGUAUGUGUGCCCCAUGCGUGGGUCCAGUUUUAAGGCAUGUAGAAUAAGCAUGGAGUCAGAACGUGGAGAACACGCCUCUUGGAGAUUGCUUGCUGCUUUACAACACAUGUAAACUAUUCUUUAGCAUCAAUGCAUCCAUUCUUUAAUAAAAAUAUGUUUGCAUU